Messenger RNA from Elgaria multicarinata webbii, 2831 nucleotides. RefSeq names its product synaptic vesicle glycoprotein 2B (gene SV2B). The record is from RefSeq and is a predicted model, not a curated record. Bases 75 to 2168 code for a protein of 697 amino acids. Gene Ontology annotation, molecular function: transmembrane transporter activity. Lineage: Eukaryota; Metazoa; Chordata; Lepidosauria; Squamata; Anguidae. Gene Ontology annotation, cellular component: neuron projection; synaptic vesicle membrane. Gene Ontology annotation, biological process: chemical synaptic transmission; transmembrane transport. The transcript is spliced from 12 exons.
CGUGUUAACAGAAUCCAUUACAACAUAAAUACCCCCAGUGAUAAAUAAAUCUAACUGUAUACCUGCACGUCAAAAUGGAUGAUGACCGUAGAAACAAGGUCAACCAGGUUUCGGAUGACUACCGAUAUCAAGAUGGCAGCUACGAAGGCUAUGCUCCCAAUGAUGGUUAUUAUCAAAGAGGGGAAGAGCAUGGGCAAGACGAAGAUGCUCAGAGUGAUGCCACCGAAGGCCACGAUGAAGAUGAUGAAGUUUACGAAGGAGAGUACCAGGGCAUCCCUCACCCGGACGACAUCAAGGCCAAAAAGAAGAAGAAAUCCCCGGGGGUGCCUGAUGAGUUUAGGGACCACACUGAACUUAUGGCGGAAAAGAUGGAAGACGAGGAGCAGCUGGCUCACCAGUACGAGAACAUCAUUGAGGAGUGUAGCCACGGGCGUUUCCAGUGGAUGCUCUUCAUCGUCCUUGGCUUGGCGCUGAUGGCAGAUGGGGUGGAAGUGUUUGUGGUUGGAUUUGUCCUGCCCAGUGCUGAAAAGGACAUGUGCUUGUCAAGCUCCAACAAAGGGAUGCUAGGGCUGAUUGUCUACAUGGGCAUGAUGGUGGGGGCCAUUUUGUGGGGUGGCCUGGCGGACAAACUGGGCCGGAAGCAAUGCCUCAUCAUAUCGCUCUCCAUCAACGCUGCCUUCUCGUUCCUCUCCUCCUUUGUUCAGGGCUAUGGAUUCUUUCUCUUCUGCCGCCUUAUCUCAGGUUUCGGUAUCGGAGGAUCUCUCCCCAUUGUCUUUGCCUAUUUCUCUGAAUUCCUCUCCCGUGAGAAGAGAGGGGAACACCUGAGCUGGCUCUGCAUGUUCUGGAUGAUUGGUGGCCUUUACGCCUCUAUCAUGGCCUGGAGCAUCAUCCCACAUUACGGAUGGGGAUUCAGCAUGGGCACCAGCUACCACUUCCACAGCUGGAGGGUCUUUGUGGUGAUCUGCUCUCUGCCUUGCAUUGCGUCUCUUGUGUCCCUAAAGUUCAUGCCAGAGAGCCCACGGUUUUUGCUGGAGAUAGGGAAACAUGAUGAAGCCUGGAUGAUCCUCAAGCAAAUCCAUGACACCAAUAUGAGGGCUAAAGGGGAGCCAGAGAGAGUGUUUACGGUGGCCAACAUAAAAACUCCAAAGCAGAUAGACGAGUUCAUUGAAAUACAGAGCUCAACGGGGACAUGGUACCAGCGUUUUUUUGUCAGAGCCACGACCACCUUCAAACAGGUGAUAGACAAUGUGGUGUAUUGCUUGACAGCCCAGUACAGGAUGAACACACUGUUCCUGGCUAUUGUGUGGUUUUCAAUGGCCUUAAGUUAUUAUGGCCUUAUCGUCUGGUUUCCCGACAUGAUCCGCUAUUACCAAGAGGAAGAGUACAAGUCUCGUGUGAAAAUCUUCGACCAGGAAUUGGUCAAGGAUAUCACCUUCAACUUCACCCUGGAAAAUCAGAUCCACAGGAAUGGGACGUAUUACAAUGACAAGUUCAUUAAAAUGAGAUUCAGGGAUGUGACUUUCGAAGACUCUGUGUUUGAGGAAUGCUACUUCGAAGAUGUAACGUCUAGCGAGACCUUCUUCAAAAACUGCACCAUUAUAAAAACCUUCUUCUACAACACAGACCUCUACAAGCAUAAGUUCAUUGACUGCAGAUGGGAGAACUCCACCUCCUUGGAAGAGAAGAAGGGAUGCCAUCUGGAUUUUGAGCGAGACAACGAUUUCCUCAUUUACCUGGUCAGCUUCUUGGGUAGCCUCUCAGUGUUGCCUGGCAACAUCGUCUCUGCCCUUCUGAUGGACAAAGUAGGAAGGAUCAAGAUGAUUGGGGGUUCCAUGCUGAUCUCUGCUGUGUGCUGCUUCUUCCUGUUCUUUGGCAACAGUGAGUCAGCAAUGAUUGGCUGGCAAUGCCUCUUUUGUGGUACCAGCAUUGCUGCCUGGAAUGCCCUGGAUGUGAUCACUGUGGAGCUUUACCCAACCCAUAAAAGAGCCACGGCCUUUGGCAUUCUCAAUGGGAUCUGCAAAUUUGGGGCCAUCUUGGGGAACUCUAUCUUUGCCUCCUUCGUCGGGAUAACCAAAGUGAUCCCUAUCCUCUUGGCUUCCUCCGCUUUGGUCGGCGGAGGCCUCCUUGCCCUGCGGCUGCCCGAGACCCGAGACCAAGUCCUGAUGUGAGCUGCUACAGGGAGGAACGAAACGUCAACCAACAGCAAGGAGCCCAUGUUUAGAAGGAAAGCAAAACGUCCGCCAAAAUGUCUCUGCCCCUACCUCAGAUUUUGGGGGAGGGAGCGGCAGGGGAAGGGGGCGCCCCACUGAGAUAAUCUUAAAACCUUAGUUCUAGGAACUUUGUGCAGGGGUGAUGGAGCCCAUGUGACCAGGCUACACACAUAUACACCUGAGCUUUGCUCAUUGCUUCAAGGCUGUCACUCUGGGGGUGGGGUGGGGGGUGAAGUCCCAUCUUCCUGCUGAAUGUGUGUGAAUAUUUCAGACACCAAGAAGCAGCUGUUUUGUGAUCAUGCAUGUAUAUGUAGGUAUGUGCAUCGUAGGGAGUGGAGAAGUGACCCUCUUGGAGCGCGGCUGAAUGGCUUCACGUCUACCUUUAUAUAGCUUUCUAGGCAACUGUCAACAGGGAAUUAAAUUAAAUUAAAUGUCACUCCAAGCUCCUUUGCCAAUGGCAGCAAGACCUCAAGAAAGCUCACAAACCAACCGUGUAUUCAGGGGUAAGGCUUUUGGAAAGCUAGCGACCACUGGCUAAACUUUUGGUGGGCUUGCAUUUUGAGGACCUAAACUGAAGCGCCCAACACAGCCUAUUUUCACAGGCCUAGCCUCUUCUCCAGA